Messenger RNA from Juglans microcarpa x Juglans regia, 1107 nucleotides. RefSeq names its product meiotic nuclear division protein 1 homolog. The record is from RefSeq and is a predicted model, not a curated record. The transcript has 10 exons. Gene Ontology annotation, cellular component: nucleus. Gene Ontology annotation, biological process: reciprocal meiotic recombination. The coding region runs from base 180 to 824 and encodes 214 amino acids. Gene Ontology annotation, molecular function: double-stranded DNA binding. Lineage: Eukaryota; Viridiplantae; Streptophyta; Magnoliopsida; Fagales; Juglandaceae.
CGCAUGCGAGUAAUUCAACCUUAUAUAUACGUAGACAGCAAUAUCCACCCUUUUCCCGCCUAAUCAGAAGGUUCUGAUUUCGCACAGAACACUGCUUGAGAGCCUUCUUGGACACUCUUGUUUCUAUCUGAGCCGUCGUCGUCGUCUUCGUCGCGAAACGAUCCGAACGGUCCAUUGCAAUGUCUAAGAAACGGGGUCUUUCAUUGGAAGAGAAGCGUGAGAAGAUGCUUCAAAUAUUCUAUGAAUCUCAAGACUUCUUCCUUCUUAAGGAGCUUGAGAAGUUGGGCCCCAGGAAAGGGGUGAUUACUCAGUCUGUGAAAGAUGUCGUCCAAAGUUUAGUGGAUGAUGACCUUGUUUCAAAAGACAAGAUAGGAACCUCCGUGUAUUUUUGGAGCCUUCCUAGCUGUGCUGGAAAUCAGCUUAGGAAUGUGUAUCGCAAACUUGAAUCUGAUCUCCAAAGCAGUAAGAAGCGGCUUGCGGAACUAGUUGACCAAUGUGAUGCAUUAAAGAAGGGACGAGAGGAAUCUGAUGAACGUGAGAAGGCCUUAGCUGAGCUAAAAGCCAUAGAGAAAAAGCAUAAUAUGCUGAAGGAUGAGAUGUGUCAGUAUGCAGAUAAUGAUCCAGCUGCUUUUGAAGCAAUGAAGGAUGCAAUUGAAGUGGCCCAUGCAGCAGCUAACAGAUGGACAGAUAACAUCUUCACACUGCGGCAAUGGUGUUCAAACAACUUUCCCCAGGCCAAAGAACAGCUUGAAAACAUGUAUAAGGAGGUUGGAAUAUCUGACGAUUUCGACUAUCUGGAGCUAUCAGCAGUUCCACUAAGCUGAGGUGGUGAUUAGAUGCUUGAGGAAUUCUAACUCCUAAAGCUAUGGGAGUUAUGGCUUAUAUUUUCUUUUGACGAGUUUCUCACAACUAGAAUGCAGAUUGACAUCCAGCCUUGUGACAGUUUCCCAAAUGAGUGCUGCUGUUCUGCUUAAUGCUUUAUGAAAUCAGAAUGUUGAGCUAAAAAUAGGUUUUGAUGCUCGAAAAAAUAGUGUCCGAUUCCCGUGUCGCAGAACUAUUCUGUGGAGGAUUUUUGAUUAAAUGGGAAAUCUCUUGUUUCCGAUGGCA